Molecule: messenger RNA, 1511 nt
Organism: Prorocentrum cordatum
Lineage: Eukaryota; Dinophyceae; Prorocentrales; Prorocentraceae
Source: the annotation of a GenBank genome assembly
AUGGGCACAGCGGGCAGGGCGGCGCAAGCGCACAAUUGGGAAGACCUCGUGGCGAAGGCCGCCAAGGAGGCCUUGCAGGAGACCGUGAUACUGCCGACCAAGUUUCCGCAGUUGUUCACGGGCAAGCGGCAGCCCUGGCACGGCAUCCUCUUGUACGGUCCUCCCGGCACUGGGAAGGAUCUCCUACCUCGCAAAGGCCACCGCCACGGAGGCGGACGCCACCUUCUUCAGCCUCUCCUCCUCGGACCUGGUGUCCAAGUGGAUGGGCGAGAGCGAGCGCUUGGUGAAGAACUUGUUCGAGAUGGCGAGGGAGACCGACCAAGCCCUCGAUCAUCUUUAUCGACGAGGUGGACUCGCUGUGCGGCGCCCGGGGCGAGGGCGAGAAUGACGCGGCUCGGCGCAUCAAGACUGAGUUCCUGGCGCAGAUGGACGGGGUGGGCAAAUCGAGUGCGGGAAUCCUGGUGCUGGGGGCCACGAACUGCCCCUGGGAGACCUGGACACGGGCAUCCGACGGCGCUUCGAGAAGCGGAUCUACAUACCCUUGCCGGAGAGCCUGAGGCGAGGACCGUCAUGCUCAAGCUGCACUUAGGUGACACGCCGAACGCCCUGCAGGAGGCGGACUUCCGCGCGAUCGCGGAGCGCGCCGAGUUUUUCAGCGGCGCGGACAUGUCGAUCUUGGUCAGGGACGCGAUCUACGAGCCCAUUAGGAGAUGUCGGCGGGCGAAGUUCUUCAAGAGGGUAUCGAAAGCAGGCGCAGACGGCACCGUCAGGGAGUUCUGGACGCCCUGCAGCCCUGGCGACCCGAACAGGGUGGAGAAGUCGCUGAUGGAGAUCCCCGGGGCCGAGCUGCUGGAGCCGGACGUCCUGGCCUCCGACUUCGAGGCCGCCCUCGAGAAGUGCCGGCCCAGCGUCAGCCAAGGCGACCUGAAGGCACACGAGGAGUUCACCCAGAACUACGGGAUGGAUGGCUGAGGGCAGAAAGGCUGACGUUCCGACGGCGCCGUUGGCAGCUCGAUGUUCAGCCUAGCUUUGUUUGUUCCUUUGCGGCGGGGGGGGCAGGGGGGCACGGGGAAAGUAGCCCAUCGCUGUGCUCUGCCCUUCCUGUUCCCCGCCCGGCGCACGCACACGCCGGUGGCGCCAGAGAGCGGGUGGGCCGCAGUCGUAGCUUCACGACGGGCAGCCGGCAGUCUCGCCCCUGUCCCUCUCUGCCUCCCACCUUCGGUGCAGCCCAAUGCUCGCCCACUAGCAGUGGCUUGGCACCUGGCUGCCCACUUCGGCGCACAUGUCCCCGGGGCGCGCGGCACCUUCUUGAGCGUUGUUGCCGAUGAUCGAGUGCGUGCCCGCGCCGCGCACCAGUGCGUCUUCGUGCAGCCCCUCCCACCGUCACGCUGCCUGCUUUUGGCCAGGGCUGCCCCUGCUCACCAUCCCGCUGUGGCCUUCCGACCCCUCGCGCUGGGUAGAUCGCCGCCGCUGGACUGAGCCACAGCAUCGAAAGCGAUGGUCAGCCAAAA